AUGUCUCGGCAAAUUGGCAAGAGCCAUUACUAUAAGGGCGUAAAUUUGAAUGACGAGCUCUUGAACGUGUUUCGGGUUGCGGUGAUUGAAGAGGUUUUACGAGCGGCUGAAGCUAACUGCAAUAAGGAGCAGCAACUUAGCCCAUUGGGUGCUGUCGAGACGGGAAUUCUUGGUGGUACAAUGUUACUAAAGGAAGUGAGCAACCCGUACGCUGCGCUAAAUUGCCUGGCGCGAAUCGGAUGGGAAAAAUUGGCCGGCGAGAUUUGUCGCAACGUGGCAAGGGGCUACAAUGACGAGAUGUUGGUCUGCGGUCCACAGGGAGCACAAACAAUGCCCUCUAACGCAACGCACCCACAUUUGGAAUUGAACAAUGGCGAUUCAGAC
Messenger RNA from Mesorhabditis spiculigera, 384 nucleotides. The record is from the annotation of a GenBank genome assembly. Lineage: Eukaryota; Metazoa; Nematoda; Chromadorea; Rhabditida; Rhabditidae.